Molecule: messenger RNA, 1095 nt
Organism: Carica papaya (papaya)
Lineage: Eukaryota; Viridiplantae; Streptophyta; Magnoliopsida; Brassicales; Caricaceae
Source: RefSeq, a predicted model, not a curated record
AUGGCUAUGAGUGAAAAAGAAAAAUACAGAUCAAUGGUAAUAACGCUAGUAAAUUCUGCACAAGUUUUCUACAUGGCUGGCAACAAUUUGAGCACAGGGUUUGAGAGAAAAGAAACACUGUUAAUAAUAUUGGUGAAGCUGUUCACGUCGAAGGUGGUUCAAUCAAAGAUACCAAAGAAAAGGAUGAGCAUGAAUCAAGGAAGAAGAGAAAGAAAGAGGGAAAAAUUCACACUCUUGGAAAAUUUGAUCAGCUUGGUAAUGAUACUGAAGAUGUUUUCCAAGAACAAAAAGAUGGAGUCAAAUCAUAGCCAGUCAAAAGAGAUUGAAAAUUCUGUUGAGGCUGAUGAUGGAACUGAGAUCAGAACUCGGAAGUCUAAGAAAUUAAAGAAAAAGAAAAAGGAAAAGAAAGGUAUUGAUGCAUCUAUGGAGGAUGAGAAGUUACCAGGGAAAACUAAAGAAGCUGAUGAGGAUGAAGUGUAUCAUAUAUCUUCAGGGGAUGAGGACUGCUCAAAAGGAAUGAAAAAAUGGGUUACAGAGUACUACGAAUGUAGACCAGGUUUGAAAGUAUUGCAACAAAGAAUCGAUGAGUUUAUAACUGCUCAUGAGGCACGACUUGAACAGGAAAGAGAAGAAAGAGAAGCCAAAGCUGCAGAAGGGGGAUGGACAGUAGUUGUACAUCAUAAAGGAAGGAAAAAGACGACAGAUUCCGAAAGUGGAAUCACUGUUGGUUCGGUUUCUCAAGCUGCUAUGGAGGAUAAGAUGGCCAAGAAGAAGAGCAAGGAAGUUGGGCUAGAUUUCUAUCGGUUCCAAAGAAGGGAAGCCCAUCGGAGUGAAAUUAUGAUGCUUCAAGACAAAUUUGAGCAGGAUAGAAAGCGGAUACAGCAAUUGAGAGCUGCGAGGAAGUUUCGACCCUAUUGAAUCCAUAACUCGAACCCCCUAAUUGGAGAGUUGAGAGCUUUUUGUCAAUUAUGCUAAUCCCAUUUUUUCUGUACCUGCUGAAUUUAUCAAAUCAGAUAUACUGUAUCUUUCAGAUUGAAAAUUUACCAUUUUUGGAAGUAUUGUGAAGAUAUAAUUUUGCAAUUUAAAUUUUGACUC